Messenger RNA from Didymodactylos carnosus, 744 nucleotides. NCBI's taxonomy places the organism in Eukaryota, Metazoa, Rotifera, Eurotatoria, Philodinida, Philodinidae. The record is from the annotation of a GenBank genome assembly.
AUGGCUAAUAAAUUAAACUCACAUCAAAGUUAUCCAAUCAAACUUGUUAUUGUAGGCGAUGGAACAGUAGGGAAAACAUGUGCAUUAAUAUCUUAUACAACAAAUACGUUUCCAGAAGAAUAUGUUCCAACAGUAUUUGACAAUUAUACAUCGAAUAUUCUUGUGGACGGAGUAAAAAUUUCGCUUGGUUUAUGGGAUACAGCUGGUCAAGAAGAUUAUGAUCGUUUAAGACCAUUGUCAUAUCCACAGACUGAUGUAUUCGUGUUAUGUUUUAGUGUUGUUAGUCCAACAUCAUUCACAAAUAUAACAAAUAAAUGGAUACCUGAGAUAAGACAUCAUUGUCCUGAUACACCCGUAUUACUUUGUGGAACAAAAAUCGAUUUAAGAGAAGAUAAAGAGGAUUUACAAAAACAAAAUUUAACAGCGAUUAAACGAGAACAAGGACAACGUUUAGGAAAAAAGAUACGUGCCUUCAACUUAUUUUUAUUGUGGCAUUCUAACAUAUCAAUCAUGCCAGUUAAAGAAAUAUUCUAUUCAGAUACAUAUAAAGAUGAUAAUUAUGAGUAUAGACAUGUCAUUCUACCUCCUGAACAAACGCAACUUCUGUCACGAACACAUUUACUAACAGAAACAGAAUGGAGAAAUUUGGGUGUACAGAUGUCACAAGGCUGGAUCCACUAUAUGUUUCAUAAUCCAGAACCGCACAUAUUGUUAUUUCGUCGUCUAUUAAAACCAACCACAUAA